AUGGAAAAUAUCUAUCUAUCUAUCUAUCUAUCUAUCUAUCUCAGAAUAUUCAUUAUCUAUCUAUCUAAGAACAUUCAUUAUCUAUCUAUCUAUCUAUCUAUCUAUCAGGGUCUUUUUCUUUAUAUCUAUCACAGUCUUUUUCUAUCUAUCUAUCUAUCUAUCUAUCUAUCUAUCUAUCACCUAAUGCUUCUUCAUCUUCGAAAAUCAGCUGGCGCCCAAACGACCGUACCAAACGCCAGUGCCCGAACAGCCACACCCAAACGCCAGGGCCCAAAUGUCUGCGCCCAAACGACCACUCCACAAAAGGGUGCCAGACGCCAGCGCCUAAACAGGGGUGCCAGACGCCAGCGCCUAAAGAGGCGUGCCAGACGCCAGCGCCUAAACAGGGGUGCCAGACGCCAGCACCCAAACGGCUACGCUCAAAGAACCGUGUCAAACGCCAGCGCCCAAACGGCCACGCUCAAAGGGGCAAAACGGCCACACCCAAACACCAGCUCCCAAACGCGUGCCAGUGCCCAUAAAGGCGUGCCAGACGCCAGCGUCCAAAAGGCUACGCCCAAAGGACCGUGCCAAACGCCAGCGCCCAAACAUCUGCGCCCAAACGGCCACGCCCAACGGACCGUGCGAAAUCGCGUUUCCCAAACGGCCACGCCCAAACGCCAGCGUCCAAACGACUGCACCCAAAUGACCGUGCUGAACGCUAGUACCCAAACUGCUGCGCCCAAACGACCUUACUAA
Acanthosepion pharaonis is the source of this 738-nucleotide messenger RNA. The record is from the annotation of a GenBank genome assembly. NCBI's taxonomy places the organism in Eukaryota, Metazoa, Mollusca, Cephalopoda, Sepiida, Sepiidae.